Molecule: messenger RNA, 3186 nt
Organism: Fraxinus pennsylvanica
Lineage: Eukaryota; Viridiplantae; Streptophyta; Magnoliopsida; Lamiales; Oleaceae
Source: the annotation of a GenBank genome assembly
AUGGCGAAGCACUCGAGAGCGAUGGAAUCCUCGGACGACGCCAUUUCGGGAUCCUCGGAGGAAGAGCAGGUCAACGACCAGGUCAUUGAUGAAGAGGACGUGGAGGAGCUCGAGGCCGUCGCCAGAACUGCCGCCGAAGAUUCGGAGGAUGAUGACAACGAUGAUGUCACUAUCGGACAGGAGAUCGAGGACAAUGAGGAAGACAAUUCUGCGUCAAAUGAAGUUGCCAAGCGUGAAAAAGCGAGGCUACAAGAAAUGGAGAGGUUAAAAAAGCAGAAAAUACAAGAGAUAUUGGAUGCACAGAAUGCUGCUAUUGAUGCUGACAUGAAUAAGAAAGGAAAAGGUCGUUUUAAGUAUCUCUUGCAGCAGACGGAGUUAUUUGCUCACUUUGCCAAAGGUGAUCAGUCUGCAGCUCGGAAGAAGGGAAAAGGAAGUGGUCGCCAUGCCUCAAAAGUAACUGAAGAAGAAGAAGAUGAAGAAUAUCUCAAGGAGGAAGAAUCUGUCGCCGGAAAUACAAGACUAGUGGCACAGCCGUCUUGUAUUCAGGGUAAGAUGAGGGAUUACCAACUUGCUGGUUUGAAUUGGCUCAUAAGGCUGUAUGAGAAUGGCAUCAAUGGAAUACUUGCUGAUGAAAUGGGUCUUGGUAAAACAUUGCAAACAAUUUCCUUGCUAGGGUAUUUGCACGAAUUUAGAGGAAUAACUGGCCCUCACAUGGUCGUUGCUCCAAAAUCUACACUUGGCAAUUGGAUGAAUGAAAUCAAACGUUUCUGUCCUGUUUUGCGUGCUGUAAAAUUUUUGGGAAAUCCAGACGAAAGAAAAUAUAUACGAGAGGAGUUGCUUGUUGCUGGAAAGUUUGAUGUAUGUGUUACGAGUUUUGAAAUGGCCAUCAAAGAGAAGUCUGCAUUGCGCCGCUUUAGCUGGCGAUAUAUCAUCAUUGAUGAAGCUCAUCGAAUUAAGAAUGAAAAUUCUUUGCUCUCAAAAACAAUGAGACUUUACAACACUAAUUACCGACUUCUCAUUACAGGAACUCCACUUCAGAAUAAUCUUCACGAACUGUGGUCUCUUCUGAACUUUUUGCUACCGGAGAUUUUUAGCUCAGCUGAAACUUUUGAUGAAUGGUUCCAAAUCUCCGGGGAAAAUGACCAGCAGGAAGUUGUCCAGCAGCUUCACAAGGUUCUGCGACCCUUCCUUCUGAGAAGGUUGAAAUCUGAUGUGGAGAAAGGUUUGCCGCCCAAGAAGGAGACGAUUCUUAAAGUUGGCAUGUCUCAGAUGCAGAAGCAAUACUAUAGGGCUCUGCUGCAGAAGGAUCUUGAGGUUGUAAAUGCUGGUGGAGAACGGAAGCGUCUUCUGAAUAUAGCUAUGCAGCUGCGUAAAUGUUGUAACCAUCCAUAUCUAUUUCAAGGUGCUGAACCUGGGCCACCUUAUACUACUGGAGAACAUCUCAUAGAAAAUGCUGGCAAAAUGGUUCUUCUUGACAAGUUGCUUCCAAAAUUAAAGGAGCGUGAUUCUAGGGUUUUGAUAUUCUCGCAGAUGACACGCCUGCUGGACAUUCUUGAAGACUACCUGAUGCUCCGUGGAUAUCUUUAUUGCCGAAUUGAUGGAAAUACUGGUGGGGAAGAUCGUGAUGCUUCUAUUGAAGUCUUCAACAAGCCAAGAAGUGAGAAAUUUGUCUUUCUACUGUCAACUAGAGCAGGUGGUCUUGGUAUCAACCUUGCUACUGCAGAUGUUGUCAUUCUUUAUGACAGUGACUGGAACCCUCAAGUGGAUUUGCAGGCUCAGGACCGUGCUCAUAGAAUUGGGCAGAAGAAGGAAGUCCAAGUGUUCCGAUUCUGCACCGAGUAUACUAUUGAGGAAAAAGUUAUUGAAAGGGCUUAUAAAAAGCUUGCACUGGAUGCCCUGGUUAUCCAACAAGGCCGACUAGCAGAGCAAAAGACUGUUAAUAAGGAUGAGCUGCUGCAAAUGGUUAGAUUUGGUGCUGAAAUGGUGUUCAGUUGCAAAGAUAGCACUAUCACAGAUGAAGAUAUAGAUAGGAUUAUUGCAAAGGGAGAAGAGGCAACAGCUGAACUCGAUGCCAAGAUGAAGAAAUUUACGGAAGAUGCUAUCAAAUUUAAAAUGGACGAUACUGCUGAUUUGUAUGAUUUUGAUGAUGAGAAGGAUGAGAACAAGUUAGAUUUCAAGAAAAUUGUCAAUGAUAAUUGGAUUGAACCAUCAAGACGAGAACGGAAGCGCAAUUACUCUGAAUCCGAAUACUUCAAGCAAACAAUGCGCCAAAGUGGCCCUGCAAGGACAAAAGAGCCUCGAAUUCCCCGCAUGCCUCAAUUGCAUGACUUUCAAUUUUUCAAUAAUCAGCGUCUUAGUGAGCUGUAUGAGAAAGAAGUGCGCUAUCUCAUGCAAGCAAAUCAGAGGAAUCAAAUUAAAGAUACAAUUGAGUUGGAGGAACCUGAAGACUUGGGAGAGCCGUUGACUGCAGAAGAGCAGGAAGAGAAGGAGCAACUGCUGGAAGAAGGAUUCUCGACAUGGAGCAGAAGAGAUUUCAAUACUUUCAUUAGGGCCUGUGAAAAGUACGGUCGGAAUGAUAUUCAGAGUAUUGCAUCUGAGAUGGAGGGGAAAACAGAGGAGGAAGUUGAAAGAUAUGCACAAGUUUUCAAGCAAAGAUACAAAGAAUUGAAUGAUUAUGACAGGAUUAUUAAGAAUAUUGAAAGAGGAGAGGCUAGAAUUUCAAGGAGAGAUGAUAUCAUGAAAGCAAUUGGGAAGAAAUUGGACCGCUACAAGAAUCCAUGGCUCGAGUUAAGGAUCCAGUAUGGCCAGAACAAAGGGAAGUUAUACAAUGAAGAAUGCGACCGUUUCAUGAUAUGCAUGGUUCACAAGCUUGGGUAUGGUAACUGGGACGAGCUGAAGGCAGCCUUCCGUACGUCACCCUUGUUUCGAUUUGAUUGGUUUGUAAAGUCACGUACAACUCAAGAACUUGCAAGGAGAUGUGAUACACUGAUUCGUUUGGUGGAAAGGGAAAACCAAGAAUAUGAUGAGAGGGAGAGACAGGCUCGUAAAGAGAAGAAACUAGCAAAGAACACGACACCAUCCAAACGCGAAAUGGCUAGACAAGCUGCUGAGAGCCCUCCCACACAGAAGAAGCGCAAGCAAUUAUUGAUGGAUGAUUAUGUGAACUCAGGAAAGAAAAGGAAAUGA